AUGCGGGGCAAACAAACCAAGCAACCACAUGAAACAAACACCCGACACUUGAGCUCGCCAGUAAUCACUGGGUUCGACCUGGAGUUUGGAAGAACAAAGUUUUGUGCGUUAAAGUCUCCUCGGCCGGGCCUGCGAACGUUUGGGACUGAGCGGGGCAGAGGUCGGGAUGUCAGAUUCCGGGAUGGUCUAGACACAAGCGGUCAUCACAAUCUCCAGACCAUGUCUAGACCGUUCGGCAGCCGGAAAAAGCGAGUGACAUUCGGAGGGCUGCAAACCUACAGGGCAAAGGCUGGUGAAAGCCCACAUCACCAUGGUACUGUAAUCCGGACCCACUUCGCGUCCCUGGUCAAAGAGAUAAAGUUAUCUUCCCCCUUUUACCGGGCUCUGAAGGAGAAGGGAGUCUUAACCACCGAGCAAGUGGGGCAGAUUGAGCUAGAGAGCCUGCCGGAACUGAAGGUGGCCAAACUUCUUGAGAUUGUUAAAAAUGCUGAGAGCCACGUGUUCGAGUCGUUUUGCAGCGUUCUGGGGGAGCUGGGAUAUUGGUACCUCGCUCAGACUCUUCGAACGGCCACUGAAGACAAGGACUGGACAUAUGCAGGUGGCUCCAAGCCAACACAGCUGCCAAUGGGAGAUUGGAGUUCUGUGAGGCGCAGUCAUUCAAUCCCUGACCCAGGACGCAUUUCUAUAAAUGGUAAAUCAACCAUGAAAGAAAUCUUUCUCUUUUCCAAAGAAGCCAAUAAAAAUCUGAAAGAAGACAACCUGGAGUUGGGACAAAAGGUGGAAAUCAUGAGGGAAGGAUAUUUACAAAGGUUACAAGUACUUGAAGAAGAAUUAGCUUCUGUGACUCACGAAAGAGACAAGAAUGUGAGGGAACGUGAUAUCACAAUGUUAGAAAUUCAAGAGCUACAAAAUCUCAACUAUGAGCUUCAGGAGCUGAUAAUAAAGCUGGAAAAUUCUAAUUUUAGUGAAAUACGGAAAUAUCCUGGAAUCAGUGUCGACUUUGUUCCUUGUCAGCCAAUGACUGAUGGGCAAAUAAGGCUGCUGCUUACCAUCAAUCAACAAAGCCAAACAAGUGAUUAAGUUGCAUGCAAACAGGCCCUUCGGUCCACUGAGUCUGCACCGACCAGCAAUCCCCAUACACUAGUUCGACACGACACU
Messenger RNA from Amblyraja radiata (thorny skate), 1158 nucleotides. RefSeq lists its product as uncharacterized. The transcript is spliced from 7 exons. The coding region runs from base 1 to 1080 and encodes 359 amino acids. NCBI's taxonomy places the organism in Eukaryota, Metazoa, Chordata, Chondrichthyes, Rajiformes, Rajidae. Gene Ontology annotation, biological process: regulation of apoptotic process. The record is from RefSeq and is a predicted model, not a curated record.